AUGGGUUUCACACCUGAAGAAGAGCAAGCUCAAACUUCCUGCUACGAUGUGGUUAAAAUGUCAAGCACCAACCGUGAUAGACCCCUCUCUAUCAUUCUGUGCGGCUCCUAUCCUCACGCAGCUCAGGACAUCUGGACGAGUAUGACAUCUGACGGCGUCUGCUUUGUACACUUCGAGUUUUACAACGGAGUUAUGAGCACCAUCCAAUGUCAGCGUCUUGUUUCCGUUUUGCGGGAGGUUGAAAAUAAUGAUUUUUGCAAGGUAAUGGUUCUGAUGGGUGGCCGAGACGUGUUCAGCAAUGGUAUCCACCUUAAUGUUAUCGAAGCAGCAGAUGACCCAGUACAGGAAUCAUGGAAGAACAUCAAUGCUAUUAACGAUGUCGUGCGUUGUAUCUUCUCCAGCAGAAAGAUCACGAUCUCCGCAUUACGUGGAAACGCUGGAGCCGGUGGGGCCAUGUUGGCUUUGGCCAGCGACUUCGCCUUUGCACGUGAUGGGGUGGUGCUGAAUCCUCACUAUAAGCUAAUGAGGCUUUAUGGUUCAGAAUAUCACACAUAUUUUCUGCCAAAGCGUGUGGGCCAAGAAAAGGCGGAUGAGUUGUUGUCCAGUGCCAAACCCAUCCUGGCCUCUGAUGCCGCUGAAAUUGGUUUUUUGGACGGAAGUGUUGGAGACAGCGUAGAGGAGUUUGAAAUCUGGAUUAAGGAGCAAGCAUCGUACCUUGCCCGCACCCCUUUGCAGUCGUACAUUGUCCGAGAAAAGAACAAAAAGGCACAGCGCCAAGUCAUGGAGAACAUCGAAGAAUGUCGCUCAAAUGAGCUCUCAAUCAUGGCGAGAAACUUUCAAGAUCCCGAGUAUCAUCAAGCCAGAAAAAACUUUGUUUAUCACUAA
Molecule: messenger RNA, 885 nt
Organism: Pocillopora meandrina
Lineage: Eukaryota; Metazoa; Cnidaria; Anthozoa; Scleractinia; Pocilloporidae
Source: the annotation of a GenBank genome assembly